ACCAACCGCGUUAUUUUGUUCUAAAACUUGGGUGACCUCCUCCAUUAUUUCUUCUCUCUGCAAAAUUUGCGCAAAUUAGGGUUUUGCUUUCACCGAUUUCUCACAAUAAUGGGGGGAGGCAACGCUCAAAAAUCCAAGACUGCUCGCGAGAAAAAUUUGGAGAAGAAUAAGCCUUCCAAAGGAAGCCAAUUAGAUUCAAACAAAAAGGCUAUGAGUAUCCAGUGCAAGGUAUGCAUGCAGACAUUUAUGUGUACUACUACAGAGGUGAAAUGCCGUGAACAUGCUGAAAAUAAGCACCCAAAACACGACAUUGGUGCAUGUUUUCCACAUUUGCAGAAAUGACCCCUGAAGGUUUCAUGUAGAAAUUGAUGGGAAGAAGUUGUCACAGGAAAAUAAACUUUUAAGAAAUAUUUCGAAGUUGUAACUUAUCUAAUGUAUAUCAAAUGAUAUUGCCUUAAAUCUCUUGAUUACCGCUGCCUUUGGUUAUUGGGAUUACUCAAUGUAAAACUUUGUUCUUCGAAUGAAAGCAUCUAAACCUGUUUAUCUUGAGCUUGAUCUGUAUUUGUUUUUGUAUAAACGUUUCUCUUCUGUUAAUAUGGUGCCUGUAUUGUAUCCUUGCA
This is a messenger RNA of Chenopodium quinoa (quinoa), 620 nucleotides long. RefSeq lists its product as uncharacterized. The transcript has 3 exons. Bases 109 to 342 code for a protein of 77 amino acids. Lineage: Eukaryota; Viridiplantae; Streptophyta; Magnoliopsida; Caryophyllales; Amaranthaceae. The record is from RefSeq and is a predicted model, not a curated record.